Messenger RNA from Thalassophryne amazonica, 1940 nucleotides. RefSeq names its product MYCL proto-oncogene, bHLH transcription factor b (gene myclb). The record is from RefSeq and is a predicted model, not a curated record. Gene Ontology annotation, molecular function: DNA-binding transcription factor activity, RNA polymerase II-specific; RNA polymerase II cis-regulatory region sequence-specific DNA binding; protein dimerization activity. Lineage: Eukaryota; Metazoa; Chordata; Actinopteri; Batrachoidiformes; Batrachoididae. Gene Ontology annotation, biological process: regulation of transcription by RNA polymerase II.
CUUUUCUGCAUAAUAGUCAACUCUGCUCCUUUUCUGGGCGCUUAUAUCACCGCAGCAGUCUGCGGAGGAAGUCAUCAUACUACCUCAGCCUACAGCCGAGAGAACAUCGACAUUCUCACCCAACAAUCUCACUUCUCCGGACAGUAUAUAACGACGGGAAGCGGUUUGAAGCAGGCUUCAUUUCAGGAUUCGCUGUGCGUCUGCUGCUUCAUUUAUUUAUUUAUUUUUUCUCCACACUUUUUACCCCUGGCGGAUCUAUGAGGACACGGACAGGGCUUACAUUACCAGGCAGAAGAAAGGGCGAGUGAUUCAACCCGAUGCCAGGCCUGAGCGUCGCCGCGCCUCGUGAUGAAAACUGGGACAUGGAUCACUUUGACUGCUACCAACAUUACUUCUACGAUGACCAUGACCCCGAUGAGGAUUUCUUCAAGUCCACAGCACCCAGUGAGGACAUCUGGAAGAAAUUCGAGUUGGUGCCGACGCCCCCGUUGUCACCGAUCCGAACAGUGGAAGGCUCGAGCAGGAACGGACACCUUUACCCGUCUCUGGGGGACAGGCUGGAGAGAGAGGGACAGGACGAGGACCAGCAGGACCUGCCCUGCAAACUGACCACAACCAAUGAUUCGUUAGGGAACCUGAGCUCCAUCAUCAUCCAGGACUGCAUGUGGAGCGGCUUCUCAGUCGGGCAGAAGCGGGAUAGAGUUGUAGGGGAGCGGUUUUCUUCUUGUUCCGGGACGGGAACCGCGGCUAAAAUCCCAGCCGGAUCUAGCGUUGUGUCCCCGGGGAGAGCGCACUGUGUUCCUGCAGAUGUUCUACCCCUCAGCGCCCUGGCAGCAGACUGUGUGGACCCAGCUGCCGUACUGACUUUACCCAAAACUGUUGGCUGCAAGAAACAAGUGUCCUCUGGUUCAGAGUCCCAAACAGACUCGUCAGAUGAUGAAGAUGACAAAGACGAGGAUGAAUCGGAGAUCGACGUGGUGACGGUCGACCACAAGAAGCGGCAGCACAAACCUCGCCGACUAGUCAACGCCCGAAAGCCGGUGACCAUAACUGUGCGAGCGGAUCCCCACGACCCCAGCAUGAAACGUUUCCACAUCUCCAUCCACCAACAGCAGCAUAACUACGCCGCGCCCUCCCCGGACACCCUGACCCUGACAGCCGAGGCUCCCCGCAAGAAGGUUCGACAGGAGGCCCCCACCCAGGCAGCCCAGCCCCAGCAGCUGCGGCCUGGUCACGCCCACCUGAACUUACACAGCAGGAAGUCUCAUGUGACCAUCGCUGCAAUCAGGUCAGACACGCCUGACGUCACCGCCUCUUCUCCGACCUCUCCCGUGUCGCCUUCAUUUCCGCCCUCCUCCUCCCGUUUCCAGUACGCUCCUCAGAAGCCCCGCUCUCACCUCACAAGCCCCCAGUCCUCCGACUGCGAGGACACCGACAAACGCAAAGCUCACAACUUCCUGGAGCGCAAGAGACGGAAUGACCUGCGCUCGCGGUUCCUGUCUCUGCGAGACGAGAUCCCGGUAGCGGAAUGCCCCAAAACGCCAAAGGUGGCGAUUCUCACCCAAGCCACAGAGUACCUGCAGCAGCUGCAGGCCAACGAGAGGAUGAAGGCGGCGGAGAAGAAGCAGCUGAGAGCGAGACAGCUGCAGCUGCUGCAGAAGCUGGCGCACCUCAAAAGGUGCUGAGCUCCAGGCUCAGCGGACUGGAACUACACGAACAUGACACUAAAGUUCACUUUGAUUUGAGCGCGCUGGAAUAGUGCGGGUGGAUUAUUUUUUUUUGUCCCCCCACCCCCUUCCCUUCUUAUUUUGUGGUUUGCACAUUGGCUUCUGAGUGGUUCACGAGGUUCAUUAGACUUUAAAGGCAGCAAGCUUGGGACUGAUGUUAUGAAACCUUGGGUGUAGGUUAAUAGCCAUGUAAUGAAAACCUUGAUCUGGCAA